Messenger RNA from Tetranychus urticae (two-spotted spider mite), 2926 nucleotides. RefSeq lists its product as uncharacterized. The record is from RefSeq and is a predicted model, not a curated record. Gene Ontology annotation, molecular function: protein binding; ATP binding; protein kinase activity. Gene Ontology annotation, biological process: signal transduction; protein phosphorylation. NCBI's taxonomy places the organism in Eukaryota, Metazoa, Arthropoda, Arachnida, Trombidiformes, Tetranychidae.
UAUUUGUUAAAAUGAGGAAAUAUAGUUGCAUGAAAUUUCCACAAAAAUUGACAGCAACCUUUUUACAACUUACUGUCUAUCAUUACCAUAUCUUAACGGUUUACUUUAUUCAAAGAGUAUCACCAAACUAAUUUAAUUACCAGUAUAAAUGUUUAAUCCAAUUUUAUAUCUCAUAAUUAAUUAAUAUGUCAGGAUAAAGUGAAUAAUUUAACAAUGAAAACAUAAUUUCUUUAUUCUUCAACUGUUACACCUUUUCCAUCGUAUUCAACUUUCAACCUUUUUUUCAAUGCAUUCAUUUGUUUGUAACCAUUCCAAUUAUUUAAACUCAUCAAGCCAACGAUGUUCCACAUGUGGUGUUAGUGGUGUUGUUAAAGAGACCAUCAAUAAUGAUAAAUCAACUGCGGAAAAUUGUAAUCAACCCAGAAUUAGUUUAACUUCAUCUCCAUCAACUGUUGUUGCUUACGAAGCAGCAACUGAACUGUUACCAACCUUAUCAUCAACGACAACUACUUCAAGAACUUCCAUUGAUACAGUUGUUAAUACAAUGGCCAAUAAGUUGACCACUAAAUCAACUGUAAUCAAAUACAUUUAUGAUUUGCCUUAUCAUGUGCGUAAAUCUCUAUGUGAUUUAUUAGAUGCUGAUGGUAAAUGGCAUCGUUUGGGUGGACAGUACAUGGGGAUAAAUGAUACACAGUUAACUUUGAUUUCUCAUGCCAUCUUAAGGAAUGGAUCUCCGACAAAUGAUCUUUUAGUGCGUUGGGAACAAACCAAUGGACAGGUUCGCCACUUAUUCAAAUAUCUACACGAUAUGGGCCAUAAAAGAGCGAUGUUAGUUUUGGCUCCACACGUUGAUCCUAAACUGAAGCAAAUUUGUUUGGGAUCUCAAGAUGGUGAUGAAGAUGAUGAGUUUGAUAUCGAUUUAAAUCGAAACAGUCCUGUUUUCGAUAGAAGUGUUGAUAACAAUGGAAAUCGUAUUAUUAGGAAACAAUCAUCAGCCUCUCAAAGGAGUAAUGGAGAGAGUCAACUUCGAGGAAUCCAACGGAUCAACAUCAACGAUUCAAAUGCUGAUAACACAAAUGAAGAGGUAAACACUCGACAAUAUUAUCCAGCCGGUAAAAGUAGAGACUCAGAAUUGGAUGAAGUUGAUAAAGGUCAUCAGGGUUCAUCGGGAGUCAGUGGAAAGGGUAAAAAACGAAUUAUCAAUCAUCAACCAACAGCACCAGCUGCAAGCUAUUCCGUUGAACAAAAGAUUCUCAAUAAAGAUAGAUGGAAUGAUUUGAGUGCAGAGACUUUGUCCGUUGCAGCUGGUCCAGCUAAUCCGUCACCAUCAAAACAUAUAAAUCUGCCAGGAUCUAAAUUUAAAGAUAAAAGCAUCUCAGUGACUCCAUCAGAGUGUUCAAUAAGUUCAGGCCAAAAUUUUCUGGAAGGAUUAGAAAUACCAUACAAAGAACUUCUCAUUUCUACCGAUGAUUUUAGUAAAGAUCGCAUCAUUGGUCGGGGAGGUUUCGGUGUAGUUUAUAAGGGAGUUUGGAAGGGAACUGAAGUGGCAAUUAAAAGACUCAAAAGUUGUGACAGCAUGCACCAAGCAAAAAUUGAGUUACGAGCAUUAAAUCAAUACAGAAUUGAUAACAUAUUACCACUUUAUGGGAUUAGUUUGGAUGGCCCUGAAGCUUGUCUAUUGUACCAGUACAUGCCAAAUGGUUCACUCGAAGACAGAUUGUUGUGCAAAGGUAACACUUGUCCACUGACAUGGGACCAACGAGCAUCAAUUGGCGAAGGACUUGCCAAAGCUUUGAAUUUUUUGCAUACACUUCGAGGUAAACCUUUGGUUCAUGGUGAUGUUAAAAGUGCCAAUGUUUUACUUGAUUCACAGUUUCAAUGUAAAUUGGGUGAUUUUGGUUUAGCAAGACAAAUUUUGUCUUCAACAAGUAAAGGUAAUUACACUCAUUUAACAGUGACCUCAGUCCAUGGUACAUGUGUUUACCUUCCACCGGAAUAUCUGCGAAACAAAAUGUUGAGUCCAGCUGUGGAUGUAUUCAGUUAUGGUAUUGUUAUGCUUGUGGCCACUGGAAGACGUGCCUAUGAUGGUAAAAGGUUACUCCUAGAAUUGGUACAAGAAGAACUGGCUGCCGGACAAUUGGACGAACCUCGAAAAGACUGUGUUCACUUAAAAGAUCCUAGAAUGGGAUUAAGUGUUGGUGAUGAUCACUGGUUCGGUCAUUUAAUUCGUCUGGGUCUUGACUGUGCUAAUAAAAUGAUGAAAAAGCGACCAGGGAUGAGCCAAGUAUUAGAAUAUUACAAUCAAAGUAAAACCCGGGAAAGAAUCAGGCGAUUAAGUGCCGGAUCAGCUAACGGUGGCUCAUCUAUAAUCUCUGAGCUGAAAACACCGCUUGAGUUGAAGAUAUAUUAUGAGAUGACCAGAGAAACCAAUCAGCAAUCAGAAGAUCAAGGCCAACCAACACGUUCAACAAUUAAUCCAACGAUUGAAAACUCUACAGAUCGAUUAACACCUUCUUCAACUCGCCAAACUGUUUCAUCACUUGGUUAUAAUGAUUUGGCUCAGGAAGAUGCUAACUCAGUUAUAUCUCAACUUGAAGACACUGGUAAUGAAAUUAUCCCAUUACUUACAGAAUUAGGACUUGGUGAUGAUAAUCAGACUAAGGAUGAACCAUUUGAUAAUUAUUCAGAAAGCUGAGACUUUCUAAAUUUAUUUUAAAUGAAAAUUGGAUGGUAAAAUGUAUACAGGAGUCUGCUUCAAUCAGAACAUGUAACUUUUUGAGUCAAAAGAUGGAAAUGGACAAUCGAUUUUAAAUUAUAUAACAGUUGGAAUAAGGAUUUUAUUUACCAAAUAUAUUUAUCUAUCCACAAUAUUCAUUCUUAUUUUUGAAAGAGGUGAGAAUAAAUCUGAAGUGGAUGUUGUCUUGGA